CAUCCAUAUUGAAUUUAGUUGCGUAGUGUUGGUGGUUCUGAUUACUGUAUAAUCGGUUGACGUUUAACCAUUACAAUUAGUUUUCCCAUGUAUUUGCAAUUCGUCAUAAAAACAUUGAUUUCCAGUUCGACACCUUGAUUUUCCGCAAGUGUUCUCAAGUUUGUUUGCUCGGAUCGCGAAUUUGCGAAAGUGAAGAUCGCGUGAUAUGUAAAGCUUCGCAACCAGGACUUUCCUUCAAAUCCGCACAUUCUCGUCGAGGAAACGCAUCAGGCCGUCUACCAGAUUAACAAUGGCCGACCCUGAUCCCGAGACUCUUCUGGAAUGGCUCAACAGUGGAUUAGGCGAUGAAAGGGACAUGCAACUCAUUGCUCUAGAGCAACUGUGCAUGCUGCUUUUGAUGUCUGAUAAUGUUGACCGCUGCUUUGAGAGUUGUCCCCCGAGAACUUUCCUCCCGGCCCUAUGCAGGAUAUUUCUGGACGAACAGGCUCCAGAAAAUGUUCUGGAAGUCACAGCCAGAGCUAUAACUUAUUAUCUGGAUGUGUCCGCUGAAUGUACUAAGAGAAUUGUAGCUAUUGAUGGCGCUAUCAAAGCAAUUUGCGAUCGUUUGGUUGUGGUGGAGUUGGCCAGUAGAACUAGCAAGGAUUUAGCGGAACAGUGCGUUAAGGUACUAGAAUUGAUUUGCACGCGAGAAGCUGGCGCAGUUUUUGACGCCAGUGGCUUAAGCUGCAUUCUCCCAUUUAUUCGAGACAAUGGCCAAGGCGUUCACAAAGACACCCUGCAUUCAGCUAUGGCUGUGGUGUCACGUUUAUGCACCAAGAUGGAACCUGCCGAUUUACAACUGCCUGGCUGUGUUCAGGCAUUGAGCGCCUUGCUGCAACAUGAAGACACUCUAGUAGCAGAUGGAGCGCUACGUUGUUUCGCUUCCGUCGCUGACCGAUUUACUCGUAGAGGCGUUGAUCCAGCGCCUUUAGCUCAACAUGGAUUGGUAAAGGAGUUGUUGAGCAGACUAUCUAAUGCAGCCGGUCCAGCAGCAGCAGCCGCCCAGAAUACCGGUAAAACCCAAACAUCAUCAAGCGUCCCUGCAGUAACCGACUCUAAAGCUAAUGCCGCUUCAAUUUCUACCAUUAUUAGUCUACUGUCCACUUUAUGCAGAGGAUCUCCCAUCAUUACCCAUGAUUUGUUGCGAUCCGAGCUUUUGGACGCUAUAGAAAAAGCUCUGAAAGGAGAUGAGCGAUGCACGCUAGACUCGAUGAGAUUGGUCGAUUUGCUGCUAGUUUUGCUGUUCGAAGGGCGCAGAGCCCUGGGAAAACCGGGCGCUUGCACUUCCGGUCAACUGAUGCCGAGGAUCAGACGCAUGGAUUCCGCAGCUGAAAAAUCUCAUAGACAGCUGAUCGACUGCAUCCGAUCCAAAGAUACAGACGCUCUUAUUGAGGCUAUCGAAAAUGGCGGCAUAGAGGUUAAUUUCAUGGACGACGUCGGGCAAACCUUAUUAAAUUGGGCGUCAGCUUUUGGCACUCAAGAAAUGGUCGAAUAUCUCUGCGAAAAAGGAGCGGAUGUUAACAAAGGCCAAAGAUCUUCGUCAUUACAUUACGCUGCUUGCUUCGGCAGGCCAACAAUCGCUAAAGUGCUCUUAAGGUAUGGCGCAAAUCCUGAUCUGCGGGAUGAAGAUGGCAAAACACCAUUGGAUAAAGCGCGAGAAAGGGUUGACGAAGGGCAUCGAGAAGUGGCGGCUAUUUUACAAUCACCCGGCGAAUGGAUGGUUUGUCUGGACAAGGAGCGAGGCCGAAAGUCGGAAUCGGAUACUGACGAAAGCGUCGAGCCGAAAGGAGACCCAGAAAUGGCGCCUGUUUAUUUAAAACGUCUGCUACCGAUAUUUUGCAGUACAUUCCAGCUAACAAUGCUGCCCAGCGUGAGAAAAGCCAGUCUGGGAUUAAUCAAGAAAAUGAUCCAUUACAUCCAACCGAAUUUGCUCGAAGAUCUCUGCGCUAUCGAGAUUACUCCGAAUUUCGCCACACAGUUGGUUGAAGUGAUUGCCGUUGUGCUCGACAAUGAGGAAGACGAGGAUGGUCACUCUGUGGUUCUCACUAUCAUCCAGGAUCUGAUGGUGAAAAACCAGAAGACCUUUUUGGAUCAUUUUGCCCGACUGGGAAUUUUCUCCAAAGUCCAGUCCUUGGCAGCCCCGCCAGAACCCCAGGAAGCUGACGAAGGGGAACCAUCGCAAGAAGAACCCACCGAGCAACAGCAAGUGGACGAUGCAAAAGAAAUCCUGCCGGGAAAAGCUUAUCAUUGGAAGGACUGGUCGGUUUGUCGCGGACGAGAUUGUCUAUAUCUUUGGAGCGAUGCUGCAGCUUUGGAACUUUCCAAUGGUUCAAAUGGAUGGUUCCGAUUUAUACUCGAUGGUAAAUUAGCGACCAUGUACUCGAGCGGAUCUCCUGAAGGCGGCGCUGAUACACCAGGCAAGGCCCGAUCCACCGACUCCCUUACGACCGAAGAAAACCGUGGCGAGUUCUUGGAAAAGCUUCAAAGAGCCCGAGCUGCUGUUCGAAUUACCAAUAACUCCAUACCAAUUUUGUCAAAACCGGGUCCUGCAAGGCUUGUGGUUGGAAACUGGUCUCUAACUUCGAAAAGAGAUGCAGAAGUGCAUAUUCACAACUCCGAUGGUCAACAGCAAACCACCAUAUUAAGGGACGAUCUUCCGGGCUUUAUUUUUGAGUCCAAUAGGGGCACUAAACAUUCUUUUAUUGCCGAAACCAGUCUGGGCGCUGAAUUUGCUACCGGCUGGACAAGCAAAAAGGGCAAGCGAAUUCGGUCAAGAACCGAAGCGACAAAGAUCAAAGUCAAGUAUCUAGCUCAUCAAUUGUAUGAACAAUACUUUAGAGCCGCUCAAGCUCAGCCUCGGGGAGUAGUCGCGCAGUUAGGAAAUAUCGUCGCUCAGAUAGAACGAGCAUGCCAGAAACAAGGCUCUUAUGGGAACAACAGAGACGGCACCAACUCAUGGAAAGAAAUCCUGACCAAUGCAAUUGACGCUCUCACUGUUAUCUUAAAGGACGACGGUGUGGUCAGUGCUUACGAGUUGUACAGCUCUGGAUUAGUUCAAGCACUUCUGAAUCUUUUGUCUAUUAGUUAUUGGGAUCAAGGGCUCAAAGUCAGCAAGGUAAACAAGCAUCAAAAGCAAAGAAUCCAAGUAUUCAAGGAUUGUUUCAAAGUUAAAUCCUCCGAUGAGCAUAAUUCCAUGUCCAUAUUGGUUCAAAAGCUAAUCGCCGUGUUGGAAAGCAUUGAAAAAUUGCCAGUGUACCUUUAUGAUUCUCCGGGGUCCGGAUAUGGAUUGCAGGUGUUAACUCGACGAUUGAGAUUCAGGCUGGAAAAAGCGCAGGGUGAUAGUACGUUGAUUGACCGAACUGGAAGAGGUUUAAAGAUGGAGCCUUUGGCUACUGUAGCUCAACUCGAGCGGUAUUUGCUGAAAAUGGUGGCGAAACAGUGGUACGACUACGACAGGGCCACGUUCCAGUUUGUAAAAAAGCUGCGAGAGACCAAGUUCCAAACGUUCAAACAUUCGCACGACUUUGAUGAGAAUGGGGUGAUUUACUUUAUUGGAACUAAUGGGAAAACUAGCUGCGAAUGGGUGAAUCCCGCCCAGUACGGUUUGGUAACAGUCACGAGUUCAGACGGAAGAAACCUUCCUUAUGGGCGCCUGGAGGAUAUUCUGUCGCGCGACUCCUCAGCAUUAAACUGUCACACAGACGAUGACAAGCGAGCGUGGUUCAGUAUCGAUUUGGGUCUGUUUAUUAUUCCUACCGCCUAUACUUUGAGGCAUGCUCGCGGCUACGGCCGUUCGGCUUUGAGGAAUUGGCUCUUUCAAAUGUCCAAGGACGGAGUGGUUUGGACAACGCUUUCCACACACACGCACGAUAUUUCUCUGAAUGAGCCAGGCUCUACAGCCACAUGGCCAGUGGAAUCGCCACCAGACGAACAAGGAUGGCGGCAUGUGCGCAUUCAACAGGCGGGGAAAAACGAAUCUGGUCAGACCCAUUAUCUCAGUCUUUCCGGCUUUGAAAUCUACGGUCAAGUGACGAGUGUGUGCGAUGAAAUGGGAAAAGCUCACAAGGAACAGGAGGCUCAGCUAAGAAAACAAAGGAGACUGGUGAAGACGCAGUUGCUGAAAUUUAUGACAGUUGGAGCGAGAGUGAUGCGAGGGGUCGAUUGGAAGUGGAGGGAUCAGGAUGGCAACCCACCCGGGGAAGGGACCGUGACUGGAGAUCUCCAUUCUGGUUGGAUUGACGUAACCUGGGAUCAUGGAGGAUCAAACUCCUACCGUAUGGGGGCUGAAGGAAAAUAUGAUCUAAAGUUGGCGGUGAACGUUGAUGUUGGAGCAGCAUCGACGCCGAAAUUGGCAAAUAAACCGAAAAAUAAGGACGACAAGCAGAGUGUUCUGACUAGUAGAAAGAGCAGUUCAACGCCAAGUUUGCCUGAAGCAACUGAUAUCAAAACAUCGGUCGCCUCAACUGAACAAGCCGCUUCUGCGGACAAUUUGGCUGCCAAGCAGGCAGCAGUAACUAUAGCCGAAAGCGUUCUCUCUGGGGCCAGAAAUGAAGCAUUAGUGGCCGUGACUUCAGAAUCUCAAGCAGGAAACUUGGAUAGCGAUUUAUCGCUCGUCGUGCAUCCGUUGAGGGAUCCACAUCACGAUCUUUCUACUAUAAACAACAGCAGCGACUUGGCUACUAUUGUUGAAAGUUUAACGCUACCGGACAACAAACCAGCUGCAACAAAGCGUCAAAGCAGCGACGAACCUAGUGAUAGUUUAAGGGAUGCGAGCCAAAAGUCUGCGGCGGGCAAAUCAAACCGGACGACAAAAAUUACGAAUGCCACUGCGGUUGCGGCUCAGAGCUUUGUCGAAGCUGUUGAAGCGUUGGAUCGGAUCCGGGAAGGUUCGGAUAUGUUGAGGAACAACACCAACAACUUCCUUUCAGCCGAAUUUCUGCAGUCGGCCUUGAACUUCAGCCAAACCAACCAGCAGUCGAUCAACAACUUGUCCAGCAUGGCGGGAACUCCUGUGCGAAUAUCUGUUUCUUCUAAGCCCGAAGCUAAUGAGGAACCGGCGGAGAAACGGAAAGAGGAUGGUGAGGAUGGUGCGAAACCCAGUUUCAGUAGCAGUGACAACGAAGAAGCAGUGAAUAACGCAAAUAAUGCGAAGAAUUCCAUUGUGGUCACCAAUCCCAUGAGUGUUAGUGUACCAAAUCUUACAAGCACUGAGGCAAACAGCCAGAUUGAAACCACUGCAAGUGCAGUUCUGAACUUCCCAGGCUUGUUAGAGACGUUUGCCGCUUUGGCUCGACGACGCCAGUCAAGUUCAACGGUAACAUCGCAAUCAUCACGCAAUUCGAACUCUAACAACGCUCAAGUAUCGAAUGCAAACGUGCAAAAUAACCAAAAUGCGGGAUGCAUUUUCCCGCGCGCUCCCAACUCCGUAUCCAGUCUGGUAAGGCUGGCGUUGUCCACGAAUUUCCCCAGUGGCCUGCUAAGCACUGCUCAGAGUUAUCCUAGUUUAUCUUCUAGUAAUAAUUCGAGGGCUCAACAAGCAGGAAUCUCAACCGCUGCAGGUGCUGUUCAAGGACUUAGCCAGGCUUUGACUAUGAGUUUGACUUCGACCAGCAGCGAUAGCGAGCAGGUUUCACUGGAGGACUUUUUGGAGACGUGCAGAGCUCCAACCUUGCUUGCUGAAUUGGAGGAUGAUGAGGAAAUGGGCGACAAUGAAGAUGAUAAUGAUGAUGAUGAAAAUGAAGACGAUGCUGAUUAUGAUGAGGUUAUGGUUUCAAGAAAUCUGCUGAGUUUUAUGGAGGAGGAAGGAUUCGAGCCGCUCCAUAAUACGAAAAGAAGGUCAUGGGAUGAUGAAUAUGUUGUAAAGCGGCAGUUCAGCGCCUUAAUUCCUGCUUUUGAUCCUCGGCCUGGAAGAACGAACAUUAUUCAAACUAGUGAUCUGGAAAUUCCGGCUCCAGGCCAGGAGGAAAGCUCGAGCUCAGCGGACCUGGAAUAUUUGCCCCAACCCAAAAUUCAGUUGGUUCUUCAAGGGCCCAACAUGCCCGGCAUUAACGACGUCGAGAUCGAACUGAACGAACCCUCUUGGACUAUAUUCAGAGCUGUUCAGGAGCUGAUGCAACUAACCGAGUUUCCAUCCAAGCAGGAGAAGCUGCGUCGGUUAUGGGAGCCCACUUAUAUGAUCAUUUACAAGGAAAUCAAAGAAGGCAGUUCAAACGACUCGGAGGACGGACACGCGACCCCUGUAACUAGACGGGUGGCUCAUAUGCGAGCCAGCUCUAUUGCUGGCCAUUCACUUUCGCCAUCCACUCCAGUUCCUGGAACACCUUCGGUGUCCAGUUGCACUGUCGAGGACGUUCUUCAUCUAUUGAGACAUUUGUUUGUCAUCACAACAUCUCACAGCGUUAUUGAAAAGUCUUUGAAUUACGCCGAAGUCAAUUCCGAGCUGUAUUCCAGCAAAAAGAUCACUAACAAGCUUUUGCAGCAAAUUCAAGACCCACUAGUGCUGUCCAGCUCCAGCUUGCCCACUUGGUGCGAGGAAUUGAAUCACUCUUGCCCUUUCUUAUUCCCAUUCGAAACCAGGCAGCUCUACUUCAAUUGUACAGCAUUCGGAGCUUCUAGGAGUAUCGUGUGGUUGCAAACUCAACGCGAUGUGACCAUUGAACGGCAACGCACCCCUGGUUUAUCACCCAGAAGGGACGAUCCGCACGAGUUUCGAGUAGGCAGACUGAAGCACGAACGAGUGAAAGUUCCCCGAGGUGAUCAACUGCUGGAUUGGGCUAUUCAAGUUAUGAAGGUUCACGCGGAGAAAAAGUCUAUUUUAGAGGUGGAAUUUGUGGGAGAAGAAGGUACAGGACUAGGGCCGACAUUGGAAUUUUACGCCUUAGUCGCUGCUGAAUUGCAAAGACGGGAUUUGUGCAUGUGGAUCUGCGACGAUGAGUUGAAUUAUGAAGCUGAAACUGUUGAUUUAGGCGAAGGGCUGAAACCGCCGGGUUUCUACGUAAGAAGAGCCUCUGGUCUGUUUCCCGCUCCUUUGCCACAGAACUCUGAAGUAUGUGAUAAGGCUGUGAAGUAUUUCUGGUUUUUGGGUGUGUUCUUGGCGAAAGUGUUGCAAGAUAAUCGUCUGGUUGAUCUGCCACUGAGCAAGAGCUUUUUGAAGUUGAUGUGCCACGGCGAGAUUCAGAACACGGUGAACGAACGGAUUGGCCUGGUGGGCAUUAAGAAGAGCACGGAAGAGGAUAUUAUGGCUUCCAGUUAUAUCUCGGAGGAAAGUGAAAAGGAGCUGGAGCUCGAUCCGCCCAAGUUAGUCACUGAAGAUGGCCGGCCUUGGUUCUCAAAUCUUCUUAACGAAGACGAUUUUCUUGACAUAGACCCGGUCAGAGCCGAUUUCCUCAAGCAAGUCAAACAACUAGUGAGAGAGAAACAAAAUAUUAUGCAAGAUCACUCUUUGUCGCCAGAGGAUAAGACGAAUCAGAUCCAAAACUUGGCAUUUCACUAUCCCGAAAUAUCGAUGUCUUUGGCAGAUCUAGCGCUCACUUUUACUUAUCUGCCAAGCUCAGAUGUCUUUGGCUUCGACAGCGUAAACUUGGUGCCGAAUGGCGACGACAUAGAAGUCACAAUAGAGAAUUUAGAGGAAUACUCAGAAUUCACUUCAAGUUUUUGUUUGGAAACCGGCUUAACCAGACAACUGAAUGCUUUCCAUAAAGGUUUCUGCCAAGUUUUCCCGAUGGAGAAGUUGGCAGCUUUCAGUCCAGGUGAAAUGGCCAUUAUGCUUUGUGGAAACCAAAAUCCCGAAUGGACCAAAGAAGAUCUGCUGAACUACACGGAACCAAAGUUAGGAUACACUAAAGAAAGUCCGGGUUUCCAAAGGUUUGUCAACGUUUUAGUUGAUAUGACGCCUGAAGAGCGAAAAGCAUUCUUGCAAUUCACCACUGGGUGCAGCUCUCUGCCUCCAGGCGGUUUAGCGAAUUUGUAUCCGCGAUUAACUAUCGUGCGUAAAGUGGAUGCUGGCAAAGGUUCGUACCCGUCGGUAAACACUUGCGUGCACUAUUUGAAGCUACCCGACUAUCCAACUGAGGAGAUACUUAAGGAGAGACUGCUCGCAGCAACAAAGGAGAAAGGUUUUCACUUGAAUUAACUUGUUUUAUAGUAUAUGUAUCUUAUUCAAAUAAAUAUGUAAAUUGAU
Messenger RNA from Dendroctonus ponderosae (mountain pine beetle), 8218 nucleotides. RefSeq names its product E3 ubiquitin-protein ligase HECTD1 (gene Ufd4). NCBI's taxonomy places the organism in Eukaryota, Metazoa, Arthropoda, Insecta, Coleoptera, Curculionidae. The transcript has 24 exons. The coding region runs from base 290 to 8170 and encodes 2626 amino acids. The record is from RefSeq and is a predicted model, not a curated record. Gene Ontology annotation, molecular function: protein binding; metal ion binding; ubiquitin protein ligase activity. Gene Ontology annotation, biological process: protein K63-linked ubiquitination; proteasome-mediated ubiquitin-dependent protein catabolic process; anatomical structure development. Gene Ontology annotation, cellular component: nuclear speck.